AUGUAUUUAUCAUCCGAAAAGCCUCGUCCAAUCGAUUUCUACAAAGAAGAAUCCCGCGACAUGAUGAUGGAAGUAGUAACCGCCACCGAUCUCCAAGCACCGCAGCUCCACCUCCACCAACAACAACCGCAAAUGAUUCUCGCCGCAGAGAGCAGCGGCGAAGACCCGGAGAUGGAGAUCAAAGCCCCCAAGAAACGGGCUGAGACUUGGGUACAAGACGAGACGCGAAGUCUCAUUGGUCUACGACGCGAGAUGGAUUCGCUUUUCAACACUUCGAAGUCGAAUAAGCAUCUUUGGGAACAGAUUUCGGCCAAGAUGAGGGAAAAGGGUUUCGAUCGGUCGCCGACUAUGUGUACUGAUAAAUGGAGGAAUCUUUUGAAGGAGUUUAAGAAAGCUAAGCAUCAUGAUAGAGGGGGGAGUGGCUCUGGGAAAAUGUCUUGUUAUAAAGAGAUUGAUGAGAUUUUGAGGGAUAGGAAUAAGUGUACUCAGUAUAAGAGUCCUACUCCUACUUCUAAAGUUGAAGCUUCUUACAUGCAGUUUUCUGAUAAAGGUAUUGAUGAUGCCAACAUUUCUUUUGGGCCUGUUGAAGCUUCUGGGAGACCAACACUCAAUCUUGAGAGAAGUUUGGAUCAUGAUGGACACCCUCUUGCCAUUGCUGCAGCUGAUGUUGCAGCAAGUGGAGUCCCUCCUUGGAAUUGGAGAGAAACUCCCGGAAAUGGUGGGGAAAGUCAGUCUUGUUGUGGAAGGGUUAUAUCAGUCAAAUGGGGUGAUUAUACAAGACGGAUAGGUAUUGAUGGCACUCCAGAAGCCAUCAAGGAGGCAAUUAGGGCCGCUUUUAGGUUGAGAACUAAACGUGCAUUUUGGUUGGAGGAUGAGGAACAGAUUAUCAGAAGUAUUGACCGUGAUAUGCCUAUAGGAAAUUACACUCUUCACCUUGAUGAAGGGAUGGCCAUUAAAGUAUGUCUAUAUGACGAGUCUGACCAUAUCCCUGUGCAUACUGAAGAGAAGAUAUUUUAUACAGAAGAUGAUUACCGUGAUUUUCUGGCACGCCGUGCUUGGACAUGCCUUAGAGAAUUUGACGGUUAUAGAAAUAUUGACAACAUGGAUGAUCUUCGACCUGGUGCCAUAUACCGAGGUGUGAGUUGA
Vicia faba (fava bean) is the source of this 1146-nucleotide messenger RNA. NCBI's taxonomy places the organism in Eukaryota, Viridiplantae, Streptophyta, Magnoliopsida, Fabales, Fabaceae. The record is from the annotation of a GenBank genome assembly.